AUGGCCUACUCGUCCCGACCAACCUCAAUGCUUCCAGGCGGACUACGCCAGCCAGCCAGCCAGCCCUCAUCAGCGCUGUCGACGCGUAUCGCGGCCAAAAAGGCCGAGCUCGAGAAUCUCCGCCAACUACGCGAUUUGAGCGGCACCCUGGCCAUGCAAAUGCAGGCGCUCGAGAGCAAGAUUGCCACGUUGAAGGAUGGCACGGAGGCGGUUGCGUGCGUACUUGCCAAUUGGGAUAACGUUCUUCGUGCUAUCAGUCUAGCAUCCAGUAAGCAUCGCCGAUACCCUAUCCGAUAUCAUAUCACCCCAGCAUUCCUUAUCAGGAGGGGCUAUCAGGAGUCUUAG
Molecule: messenger RNA, 345 nt
Organism: Penicillium manginii
Lineage: Eukaryota; Fungi; Ascomycota; Eurotiomycetes; Eurotiales; Aspergillaceae
Product: DASH complex subunit DAD2
Exons: 2
Coding region: 1-345 (114 amino acids)
Biological process (GO): mitotic cell cycle; attachment of spindle microtubules to kinetochore
Cellular component (GO): mitotic spindle midzone; mitotic spindle; mitotic spindle pole body
Source: RefSeq, a predicted model, not a curated record